CAGAAAGGCCACUACAAGCAUAUGAUUUUCUGAGGGGGAGGAGUAACAAGAGCAAAUAAAAGCAGCAAAAGAUCGAGUUCAACGUGGAAUGAAGACAGACUCUCUCAGCUAAAAGGAACAUGGGGAAUGGUAACAUCAGUUCAGCUGCAAAUCAAUCCUCUGGGCUGGAAGCAGCUUCCACACACAUACAAACAGCCUCCAUUGUCAUCUACUGUGUGAUUUUUAUAGUUGGAACUCUGGGCAAUGCUCUGGUUAUCUACGUGACGGGCUUCAAAAUGCAGAAAACAGUGGAGACAGUUUGGUUUCUCAACUUGGCCAUAGCUGAUUUUCUCUUCACAGCCUUCCUGGUUUUCUCAAUCAUUUCUCUCUCUCAGAGUCGCCGAUGGGCUUUUGGACAAUUCAUGUGCAAGCUCAACACCUUUGUGAGUGUAGUCAACAUGUUUGCCAGCAUCUUUACUCUGACAGCCAUGAGUUUGGAUCGUUAUUUGUCCACCUGGGUGGUGGUGUGGGCACACAACAAGCGCACAGUCUGCAAAGCUCAGCUUGUAUGUGUUGGUAUCUGGCUUGUUGCUGCGGUCUGCAGCACUCCUUAUGUCACUUUUCGCACUGUUUCAGAAAGCAAUGGGAGUCAUUACUGCCACUACAAUUUUACAAGCAAGGAAUCAACAUGGAGUCUAUAUACUUUUCGCUUUCUUAUGGGCUUUGUGAUUCCAUUCCUGGUAAUACUUGUGACUUAUGUGGCCAUUGGCAUCCGGGCAAUGCGCAUGCCGAGAACAAGGCGACAGAGAUCUUGUCGAAUCAUUUUCGCCAUCAUUUUUACAUUCUUCAUCUGCUGGUUGCCCUUCCAUGUUUUCAACUUUAUAGAAUUAAAAGAUAACCCAGAUCUCAGGAACAUUGUUACAAUCGUGGGUCCUCUGACUGUGAGUCUGGCUUUUCUGAACAGCUGCCUGAACCCCAUCCUCUAUGUUUUCAUGUGUGAAGAAUUCAUGAAGAAGUUUCGGCAGUCCAUAUGUUUUGUACUUGAGAGUGCUCUGGCAGAGGACCACAUGUCAUUUAUGUCCACUCACUCCAUGUCAUUAACCUUGUUCAAGACUUUCCAAAAGUCAAACGCUGCUGCAACUUCAAACAGGACGGACACGGCUGAUUUGAAAUCCUUCACAGAAAGCAAAGUGAUCACCGAGGAGACACUGAACACUGACUAAGAUUUCAACAUCAGGCAAUGUAAACUGAAAUACAUUAUUUUUUAAGCAUAUCAAAACUGAGUUAAAUAGCACACUCAUGCACAGAACUGUGUUAAUAUGUUACUUCAUGUUAAAGCACAGAUUUACUUUUAACUGCUCUUACUAUUGCAGGGAGUAUCCCACAGUACUCUCUUCAAUGUAAGAAAGAAAAGUUACUACUUCUCUGAUCAGUCUUAGUACCAGAAAAACUAUGUGGAAGUGCUGCAGCUUUGGAUUGUAAUUGUUAAUUUAUAGAUUAAAAAAACAAUGUGA
This is a messenger RNA of Oreochromis aureus, 1493 nucleotides long. Its product is annotated as chemokine-like receptor 1. The coding region runs from base 120 to 1202 and encodes 360 amino acids. The transcript is spliced from 3 exons. The record is from RefSeq and is a predicted model, not a curated record. NCBI's taxonomy places the organism in Eukaryota, Metazoa, Chordata, Actinopteri, Cichliformes, Cichlidae. Gene Ontology annotation, molecular function: G protein-coupled receptor activity; complement receptor activity. Gene Ontology annotation, cellular component: plasma membrane. Gene Ontology annotation, biological process: inflammatory response; positive regulation of cytosolic calcium ion concentration; complement receptor mediated signaling pathway.